UCAGUCACAUCAGCAGUAUUCGUUCUCGUGUUCAAAGCUUUGGUGGUCUCUUUCUUCGAGUAGACUGAUAAUAGACGAGACUCGAAGAGAGUUGGGUGUGAAGAAGAGUUCUUCUUCGGAAAGGACCGUUCGUGCCGUCGUCAUUAUCGCUAGUAAUCGUCGUCGGUAAAUCAUCCCUUUCGUAAUUCCUAUCGCCCUCUUCCCCCUGCGUUCCGUUUAAUUCCUCUUCAAUUUCGCUCUAUCUCUAUCUUCCUCUACCUCCUCUCAUAUCCGCGCGCGUAUUGUGAAACAGUGUGAAACGCAAGGCAGGCAAGCGAUUCCGCGAAGAGGCGGGAUUCAUUUGCGAGCGCGAGUGACCGAAUGUUCCGCUGAGAAUUAUGUGGAAUAGUGACGCAGAAUUGGGAUCGGUCGCGCGUCAAGUCAGCUGACAUAUUGCGCCCUGCUGCACCGCAACAGCCUUCGGUGAGUACAUGGUGACACACGGUUGUAGAGGAGCAAUUGGGAAGAGAGCCGCAGCAAAGGACUACACCUAGUUAUCCUACACCAAGCUGACUGCAACUUUCCACUGUUUCUCAAGGCAGUGAUCGCAACUAGGAUAUAAACAGAAGUUUCCUUGAUUUACGAAGAGUGUACACUAAUAAAAGACGAGAGUUAUGGAACGAGAGUCUAAUCCUAUGCAAGCUCUGUGUCGCAGUGGCUGUGGAUUUUAUGGCUCGCCAGCUACUGAUGGCCUUUGUUCCCUUUGCUAUAAGGAAAAUCUAAAAAAGAAGCAGCAGCCACCAGUGUCAGCUGCCACCGUACCAACCUCACAGACUGUCUCCAGCAACGCUGGCACGUUGCAAAGCAGUUUUGGUAGCCCAGCAGCUACAGGAACGACGGCCCAACCUACCAUUCCUACUAUACCUCAGUCAACGUCGGAUCUACCCAGUCCCAAAGAAGUAAACAGAGAAGAUCCGGAAAGUGAAGUAGGUGUAAGCAGUGCAGUAGCUGAAGGUUCAUCGGCGAGUAGUGGCGAUGUAGAUGACUCCUUUGAUGGCAAAGAGACUGAUAAAGAAUCUAAGAAGAAGAAAAAUCGUUGUGCUGUAUGUCGUAAAAAAGUUGGUUUGACUGGAUUUGAGUGCCGUUGUGGAGGACUAUUCUGCGCCGUGCAUCGAUACAGUGACAAGCACGAUUGCAAAUUCGAUUAUAAAGAAAUGGGCGCUCAAGAAAUUCGGCGCAACAAUCCAGUUGUUGUUGGUGAAAAAGUGCAAAAAAUUUGAACUAUUUAGUGUGUAGUCGUUGGGAAAAUGGUUAUUAUAACUAUAUAAACAAACAGAAUAUAAAAAAAAAACACGCAGAAAACGAGAUAAAUUAUCUGGCAGCUGAUUCGCACGUCGAGGGGUGAAACGAGCGAGCGUGUAAGAUCGUGAGCGAGCGAGAGAAUGAAUGAGUGAGCGCGCAAGAGCGACAGUAAAAUUGUUUUGUAGCUGAAUGUCGAGGUAAGGUAGAAAAAUGAAGAAAAGAAACGAAUAUCAGACAAAACAAAUAAACGAAAGAUUGCAAAUUAGAAUGUGUGCGCGUGAGUGAUUGAUUCGUAAUUGGAUGCCAGUGCCAUGUAAGUUUCAGAUUGUCAUCUAGCGAGAGAAUUUUAAUUGAGAAUAUACCUGGUUACUAACUGCUGCCAGUUUACUACUAUUAUUACCUAUUAUUAUCUUCAUGAUUAUUACGGUUUAUGAUUAUUCUAUAUUAUGUUUAUUAAUUUACUUAAAUGGAAAAUUCUGCGAAAAUAUGAAGCUCGUUUUACAUAAAGGCAGAACUCUUGGUGCGGUCAGUCGGUCCAGGACGUCUUCUUAGGAGUUUUGGUUUGUUUGAGAAAUUUUAUACAUUACUGUUUCGUUUAUAUAUAUCAAAAAGUAAAAAAUAGGGAAUGUUGCUUAGGUAAUGGCUGACGUUGAUGGGUGAUCACAAUCUUAGGUUAAUAAUUAGUCUAAUAAUUAUUAAGUAUAUUAGUCUAUUGAUUCAUAAAUAAUGCAAUGAAGUAUAAGUAGUACUGUGUGUUUAUGUCCAAUUUCACGUGAAUAUAACCAGCAAUUAUUACUCAUUAAAUAUGUUUCAACCUAUAUUGCAAAUAAUUAUUUACGGCCGCCAAUCUGGGAUUUGUAAAUUAAACCCCUCUUUAACGUAUUUCUUCGAUUUCUCUUAGAACAUAAAUGAAUUGUUAAUGGUUGAAGUCGAUUAGUUUAUACUCGUUUUCUUUAUUUUUGCUUGUUUUACGAGUUUUGUAGGGUAGCUGCGCGAGGUAUUCCGGUGCUGCACAGCAGCGCAUAAUGUAAGAAUAAAUGAUUAAUAAAAUGUCUAGAGAGGCCGGGCAUUAUAUGAACGACGAAAGAAGAGAACUAUUAAAGUUUGUAAAGUGUGAACGUAUACUAAAAUCGUGCGCGAAGGAUAUUACACUGAUAAAUUUUAUAAUUCACGUACAUACUUCUAUUUUUCUUCUCCGCGCUUAAAAUUCGUGCCGAAUUUUACUUUUCAUUUUUCGCCCGUAAAUACUUAUACAUGUUUGUAAAGUUAUAGCAUACACGAAAAGGUGCUAUAGCUAUCCAGCUUUAUCAUAUUCCUGUAAAACAAGAUGAGUGAAGACGAUAAAACUGCGCAAACUACGCCUCACGUAUAGGUCAAUUCCUUGAGAGCUUCAUGAGUGAGUUGAGUUUGGAUCUUUAACGAAAAGAAUAUUUAAAAAAAAAACACACUGUGCGACUUUGCAAUUUCACGUAAAACAAAAUAGCAAUGUUUUCUUCUAUUUUUUUUCUUUGUGUUAUUUUGGGACAAAGCGCUUAAUCUAAAUUGUGCUGCCGUGCUUUUAUUUUUUGUUUUGUAAUUAGUGGACUUGUAUAAAUAUUAUCCGCCUAAAAAAAAUUGUUUUUGCGUCGCAUCGAAAAAUGUACAUCAAAUAUCUUAUUUUCGAUAAAUAUAUGAAGCGUUCUGUUAAAUAUGUAA
Molecule: messenger RNA, 2976 nt
Organism: Acromyrmex echinatior (Panamanian leafcutter ant)
Lineage: Eukaryota; Metazoa; Arthropoda; Insecta; Hymenoptera; Formicidae
Gene: drn
Product: zinc finger AN1-type doctor no
Molecular function (GO): zinc ion binding; DNA binding
Source: RefSeq, a predicted model, not a curated record